Molecule: messenger RNA, 2102 nt
Organism: Drosophila ananassae
Lineage: Eukaryota; Metazoa; Arthropoda; Insecta; Diptera; Drosophilidae
Gene: Drep1
Product: DNA fragmentation factor subunit alpha
Exons: 4
Coding region: 273-1175 (300 amino acids)
Biological process (GO): apoptotic process; regulation of apoptotic process
Source: RefSeq, a predicted model, not a curated record
GCCAACGCUCCACAGUCUCACAUGCUCAUUUCAAACCGGUGCUCACAAACUGCAAUUCGCAAAAAAAGCUCGGCUGCGACUGGCUAAGCGGAGCCAACAAAAAAACAAAAAAAAACUCCCACUUGAAGUGCAGCUUGUAGAAGGAAUUUCAAGCCCUAUUGUUUCGAAAACAUAGUGCCAGUGCUAACCAAAAAAAAACAAUUAAAUGUCAGGGAAUUAAAGCUCGCUCAGAGUGCAUCGUUAGUGUAAAUUAUUAAUUUGUUUGCAACACCAUGGAGACAACUGGCGAAUCCAAGAAACCAUUUAAAGUCAAGGACGUCACACGCAACAUUAAGAAGGCUGUCUGCGCCUCCAGUCUGGAGGAGAUUCGCAACAAGGUGGCGGAGAAGUUUGAGAAGUGCGACCACCUGCCCACCAUCCACCUGGACUCCGAUGGCACGGAGAUCGACGAUGAGGAGUACUUCCGCACCCUCGACGAGAACACGGAGCUGGUGGCCGUAUUUCCCGGGGAGCACUGGAUCGAUCCAACACAUUACGUGACCAUAACCACUCCACACGGCACCGACGGCCCGACCGGAAACGGAGACUCCUCCGGCGGCGGUGGCGGAGGGGGUGCUGGCGACACUACGGAUGCCAGCAACUCGGAGACGGCUCGCAUCCGCCAGCUGGUGGGGCAGUUGCAACACAACCUGUGCAACGUUUCCGUCAUGAAUGAUGCGGACUUGGACUCGCUGUCCAACAUGGAUCCCAAUUCCCUGGUGGACAUAACCGGAAAGGAGUUCAUGGAGCAGUUGAAGGAUGCGGGAAGACCCCUUUGUGCUAAAAGAAAUGCUGAAGAUCGCUUGAAUCUCCUGAAACUUCUGAAGGCUGGAGCCAUUUUCUGCUCGGAACGAUAUCCGGAGGACGCGGAGGCCAUCGAUAGGGAGAUCGGGCGGCAGCUGAACGAGGCGGAGAACGGACAGAUGAGCAGCAUUACCACCAGCAACACCCGCACCAUCGAGGUGGUGCAGUGCGACAAUCAGAACACGACGAUAACCAUCACGGUGGGCGAGGCCACCAGCACCUGCGCCACCACCAAUGGCACCACCACGGUGGUGACCAGCGCUGCCGAGGUGGCCGCCAACGAGGCCAACGCCAAUCCGAGCGGCAAUGGCAACGCCAACGGCGACAUCUGACUGCCCAUACUGGGCAGCCUGAGGUGAAGUCUGCCAGCCAGGGAUUAGGAGGUUAUGAUACGAAGGAAGAGAUCAGUCCUGCAACAUUGGGUUAACAUACAACGUAUUUGUAGCAUGUAAUUAGGCACUGUGCGAAUCUAAAAACGAAACGAAGACAAAAUCAACCGAUUAAAUGCUUGUUAGUAUCUAAGAGCAAAUGAAAGUUAACGAAAAUUACACGUACUAGUAUUAAAAAUAUAAAAAAGAAAGAAAAAUCUCACACAUUAGCCGGUUGAAGAGUGUUUUAGCAAUCACAGGAUGAAUCAUAUUACAGAAUAUAUACACAGGAAGCAAAACGAAAUCGUUAUUAAACCAGAUAGAUGAUUAAUAAUCAAAGUUUAGAGUUAUAAGUAUUAUAUCGAAGAUUUAGGCAACAACCACCAAUGUGAGUGUGACCCCGAGUUGAACCCAAAAACCCAAAGGAUCUAUGGAUCUGUGGAUCUGUGUAUCUGUAUCUGUGCUGGAUAUACACAUAGUUGAGUUGCUUAUCCGAGUGGACUAUGUUUAGUAGGUAAUUCAAUGGAGACGCACAUCAAAAAUUUUUUUUAGACCAAUGCCAUUGUGAAUGUCAUUUGUUAAAAGGCCAAUUGAGACUGACUGUAUUUAUGUAUGUGUAAUAGGUUUUUUUGUGUGUGUGUGCGGCAUGAGCGGCAUGAGAGAUGGAGCGGCAUCCCUUUGUCCCUUUGUCCUCGGCCCGCCCACCCCCGUGCCAAAUCCCUGACUCGAAAUAGCUAAAUGAAUUUAAGCAAACAGCGAACAUUGUUAGCGAAUUAAACAAUAAAUGAAUAAUACGGCAGAUAAUAUAUAAAAAUUUCAAGAAAAUGUAAACACUGAAAUUGCAAUUGCAAACCGAUUAAAAAUCCAAUUAAAGCUGGUAACUGUCUACAA